AACCUACAAGUUUACAAAACAAACAAAAAAAACAACUUUCCAAUAAGAUAAAUAGUAAUAAUGCGAACUUAAAGUCUGUUCUUUUUGAUUUAGGAGAAGAGGAACUAUUGUGAUUAAUAUAAAAAAAGAUACAUAAUUAAUUUUAUAUGAAAACUACAUAGAUUCAAAAUAUAUAUUAUUUAUAUGAAGAUAACACCUAUUCAGCUUAUGACAUACAUGUGUGUCCAGGUUUUUCUUUGAAACCCUGAACAAUUCUAUAAUUUUUUUAUAAAACAGGAUAAAUUUCAUUAUGGAUAGAUUAUUAAUUUAUAAUAAGUCUGAACCAUCCAGAAUUGAUGAAGAAACAGAAGAAGAUCGAAAAAUUCUAGAGGAACAAGAAAAAUUUAUGAAAAAACUUAAGGAGAAUAAAAUUAAACCAGCUGCUAAAAUUGUUCGCCAUGAAGACAAAUCAAAUAUAAUUGAAUCUGCGUCAUCAACUGGAGAGGAUAUUUCGGAACAAAUUGUUAAUACUUUUGAAUAUAUUCCAAAAAAUGCUGUAGUUGGACCAAUUGUAGAAAAACGUAAAAAUGAGGAUGAUUCUUAUAAAGUGCCACCACUUCGUUGCAAUGCUUAUGGUUUCCCUAGAGCAAAGAGAAGGGAUAUUAAUGUAGGUGGAGGUUCUGGUAGUUUAUUUGCUCAGGAAAUGAAAGAACAUGGUAAGGGAGAGGAUGCUACAACUGUUGCUUCAACAAGUAUUUCUGGUAAAAAAAAAUUAAUUGCAACAGAUGUAGGUAAUAAUUUCAAUGAAAAUAUUGGAAGUGGUCUUGUUCAUCAUAGUACAAUUUUGAGUGAUAAUGAAAAAAAAGAAAUCCAUGAACAGAAUCUAAAUAUUCUCAAAUCAACGCCUGAGUCUGAAAUACUUGCUGAAAAAGAAAGGCUAUUGAGUGGCCUGAAUCCAGCAAUUUUAGCAUAUUUGCAAAGUAGAAAAAAAGAAAAUGUCAACAAAUCUACUAAUUUAACUAUAACUCAGCAAAAUGACGCUGGUCAGAAUAUAGAUUUAAAUUCUAUUAAAUCGACAGUAGAGAUAUUAAGUACUCUUGGUUCUGAUAAGUGGUUGAAUUUCAAUCAGUUAGAAACAAAUAAAUUGGCUUGGAUGAAGGAGAUUGAAAUGCCUAAAAUUGAUAAGGAUAAAGCUUUCGAGGCAAGAUUUGAUUUUGAGGGUUGGUUAUUACCAUUUACACAACCUGAAAUAAAUGAGAAAAAUAGAAUUUUGUAUCAUCAUGGUGAAGAACCAGAGCGGCCUGGUUAUACUCUCAAAGAACUUUUCACUUUAGCCAGGUCAAAUAUAACACAACAGAAAAUUAUUGCACUCAAUUCCAUUGCAAAUAUCCUUUCUCUUUAUUCUUCUGGAGUUUAUCAAGACGUUCUAGAAAUACCUAUAGAACAAGUAUUCUUCUUGAUUCGAUUCUGUUUGGAUGAUAAUACACCUGGAGUACUCAAUGCAGGAAUCAAAGCAAUGAGAUGCUUGAUUUUCAACUAUUCAGAUGAAACAUAUCUAGAUUGUCUUUUAGGUUUUGGGUUUGAUGUUAAGAUGCCUGUUUUACCUGUAGAUAAUGAAGAAAAGGAUGAUGAUAGGGUGAAUGAUCAACAAUUAGCAGAAAAUAAUUUAAUUAAAUGUUUGGUGAGAACUGGAAUAUAUACAAGGAUCAGAUAUAUUAUAAAUACAAUGAGACCAACAUUGGAAACAAUAGUUUAUUGCCUAGAAAUUCUAAUAAGAUUGAGUAGAGAUUCUAAUUUCGUUGUAUCCACAAUGUUUAUGUGUGAAGAUCUUGUAUCAUCAAUUGUGAAAAACUUCAUUCCAGAGAAUUAUACUUAUAAUCACCAAGAAUCAGCUUAUGGUUUGCCAGUUUUGCAAGCUCUGAAACUGGUGAGAGUAUUAACUGCAAGAAACGAAAUCUUAGCUAAUAAAUUUGUGAAUGAAUAUAAUAUUGUAGAAGCAAUAUCGAGAUACCUUCAAGAUGAAAUAUUCGGGGGAAAUGCUUCAGGAAUAAAAUUACAAACUGAAUGCUUUCAUCUUUGGAAAAUACUUCUUAAAUAUGGAUUAACUUUGGAUUACCAUGAAACCUUGAUAUCAAUACUCUUGAAGUACUUGGAUUAUCAUAUUAAACAGACAGAUAUUGAUGAAAAAACAACGUUUAUCAGAGAAGCGCAUUGCGCAGCCAUGUUGUCUCUCCUUGGAGAAUUUAUCAUUUUAAAACCUUCCAUUGUGUCUAAAUUUGAUCAACUUUAUCUGGUCGCCUUGAAAAAGUGGAGUACCCAGUUUCAAAGAAUCAGUGAUUUUAAGUCUGGACAGUCACAAAUUAUUUCUUCACUCAUGAUUUUAAGUUCAAAAAUUUAUCGAUACUCCAAACUCACCAGACAAAUCGAGGAAAGUGUUGCAAAUUUAUUGAAAUCUAAGGGCUUCGCUGAAAGUGUUCUAGAGAUUAAGAACUGUUCCAUGUUAUUGAAUAAUUAUGAUCCACAGCCUUUUAGUGCUAAUCUGAAAACAUUACAAACAUCUGCAUGGUAUGCUUCUGAGCAUGUAAUACCUAUUUUACAGACAACAAGCUGUUUUCCAUUUAUUAGAGCACUUUCACAGUUUUUAUCUGGUUGUGAUUCUAUGUUUUUGAAAUUGUCUUUUUUGGAAAACAAUACUAUAAAAUCUUACAUCGAGGCUCUAGCACAUCAACAAUCAUUGUUUCUUACUAGUCAUUGGUUCACAAGAAUUGAAAGCCAGCUUAUUCUUAACUUAUUGAAGAUAUCUGUUGAUUUAUGCAAGGAAAUUGACACUGCAAAUUUUUAUGCUGUUGCUGUCAAAUCCCUAUGUAUUUUCAACGAGGAUCAGAAAGAAGAAAUCAAAUAUUUAAUGGAAAAAAUAAUAUUCUGCACAAAGUUCUACCCAAGUGAAAUCUUGCUCAGUAAUCUCAAUUUAUAUGAAAGGAAUGAAAAUUUAGAAAUUUCUCUGAAGAACUUAGAUGCUAUCAAACAUGUUUAUUUCAAAGUAUUGGGACUUUCAGAGAAAAGAGAUUCUCCACAAAGUUUCUGUCUAGAUAUUGGUAUAGGAAAUGUGAUACCUGUAGAUUGGGUUUACACUCCGAUUUUAAUUCUAUAUUCCAACCAACAAGAGAAAAAUAAUGUACUUUCAGAGCAGCAACAAACAUUUAUAGUGACGAAUUGUUUAAGAUGGGUUUUAAUAUAUGAAAUGUAUUUUCCAAGUUUAGUGCUAGCAGUCAGUCCAACUGAUAGAUUCUGUAGGCUAGCUUGUGUAUUUUUGGGCAGCGAUGUAUUAUUUUUAAAUCAGGAGAUUCAUCAGCUUCUAGAAUUAUGCUUGAAAAAUAUUCUUUCCAAGUUUGAAAAGAAAUUGGAUUUUAAUAAACCAAUCAAAGGAUUGAAAAAUUUCCAAGAUUUUUAUAACCAGAUGUUGGAGCAGUAUCAGGGAGUUAGUUAUGGAGAUAUUCUCUUUGGUAAUUUCGUAUUAGUUCCAUUGUCUCAAAAGCAGAAUGUUCAGUGGAGGAAAACCUUAUGGUCGGAAUAUUAUGGAGUAGUUCAAAUCUUGGAUAUUUCCAGAAAACAGCUUAUGACAUCUUUGGAUAACUAUUUACAACCACUUGAAGAAGACGAAUCUCUAUUGAAAUGUUAUAAAAAUGCGCUCUCGAUGGCAACUGUAAAAUCAACAUCAGUACUACAUGUUAUAGCUAACCAUCAUUAUAUUUGCAGACGACACAAAUUGUAGCAAAAGAUAAAUCAAUCACAACCUGUCUCCAGCACCUCCAGAUACUCAUAGAUAAGAUUUGUAGAUGGUUUCGAUUAUGUCGUAUGAAACGAAAUCCAGACAAAUCAAAGUUUAUGAUUUUUCACCACCAAAUAAAUCCAACAUCUCCGGCUGUAUGUAUAAACGAAGUCAACGUCUAUCCCUCCACUAUAAUGAAAUAUUCGGGUUUGAAGAUUGAUAAUAAACUGAAUUACAAUCUACAAACGAAAUUAGUAAAAAAGAGAACUAUCACUACAGCCAAAUAUUUUGCCAAACUGACAUAUAAA
Molecule: messenger RNA, 4056 nt
Organism: Harmonia axyridis
Lineage: Eukaryota; Metazoa; Arthropoda; Insecta; Coleoptera; Coccinellidae
Product: RNA polymerase II-associated protein 1
Exons: 16
Coding region: 290-3751 (1153 amino acids)
Biological process (GO): transcription by RNA polymerase II
Cellular component (GO): nucleus
Source: RefSeq, a predicted model, not a curated record